Nilaparvata lugens (brown planthopper) is the source of this 1230-nucleotide messenger RNA. Its product is annotated as protein canopy 4. The transcript is spliced from 5 exons. The record is from RefSeq and is a predicted model, not a curated record. Gene Ontology annotation, cellular component: endomembrane system. The coding region runs from base 203 to 865 and encodes 220 amino acids. Gene Ontology annotation, molecular function: signaling receptor binding. NCBI's taxonomy places the organism in Eukaryota, Metazoa, Arthropoda, Insecta, Hemiptera, Delphacidae.
UUGUGCGCGUGCUUGCGUGUGAGCUGAAUUAAUAAACAGAGCUACAUAACCUAUAAUCUGUUUAAAUAUAAUUAUUAAAUUGUCGGCUUUUAAGUAUUUUAUAUUACUCUAUUAUUAGAAUAAUCAUAAUUAUUACUAUAAAAGUGUAAUAUUAUUUGCUGAUUCUCCAUACUUCCUUGUAAACCUAUUAGAAUAGGUAAAUAUGAGUCAAAAACAGUCAAGACACUUGAGUAUUCUCCUUUUUACUUUAUUGUUAUUUUGUGAAGGAAUAUUUAGCAAAACAGAGGAAGAUGAAGGAGUAAAGUAUGCUAAUAAAUGCGAAGUCUGUAAAAUUUUAGCAAUAGAACUUGAGAAUAGACUGGAAGAAACUGGGAAAACGACUGAUGUUCUACAGUUACAAUACUCCAUAGACGACACAAAACCAAAGAAGAAAAAAGAAUACAAGAAAUCAGAACUAAGACUGCUCGAGUCCUUGGAGAAUGUUUGCGAUAGGAUCCUCGAGUACAAUAUACAUAAGGAGAGAUCAGACAGUACAAGGUUUGCCAAGGGAAUGAGUCAAACGUUCAAAACACUUCAUGGCCUUGUGAAUAAAGGAGUAAAGGUCGAACUAGGAAUUCCUCACGAAUUAUGGGACAAGCCGUCAGUUGAGAUAACAAAUAUGAAGACACAGUGUGAAAGUCUUCUAGAAGACUACGAGUCAACAAUCGAGACAUGGUACUUUCAAUAUCAAGACAAAGUGACACUGCAGCAGUACUUGUGCUCGGAGAGGGCCCUCAAAGGAUCAGAUGAUUCAUGUCUCGCCGAAAUUACGCCAAAGUUGAAGGGUGAAACAGGAGACAGUUCAAAAGAAAAAGACGAAUUAUGAGAAACCUAAAUCUGAACCAUAUUCGAUGUGUUCCACAAUAUUCUUUCAACUACUCAUUCCAUUUUUAUUCAUAAUGGUAAUUUGCACAUUGAGAACCUGUAGAUCCUCAAAAACCUGAAACCUUUAAUAAUAUCCAUGAAAGAAUCGUCCAAAUAUGUAUUCGUUACCAAAAUUAUAUUCCACGACUGUUGAAGUGAAUGUCCCAAUUUUUAUAUUGUCAAUUAAUAUUUUGAUUUUUACUGAAUUAAACAAGUGAUGAUUAUAAUUAUCCAUGUUUGGUGUGUUGAUUUGUAGAAAUCUAAAGCCUCAUAUUCUAUUUAAGCCGCUCAUAUUCAAUCCUCUUAAAUUAUGAAAUAGUCUUAUUU